This is a messenger RNA of Candidula unifasciata, 444 nucleotides long. The record is from the annotation of a GenBank genome assembly. NCBI's taxonomy places the organism in Eukaryota, Metazoa, Mollusca, Gastropoda, Stylommatophora, Geomitridae.
AUGGCAACAGUGGCGGAUGGUUUGCGUAAAGAUGCUUGUCGUUUAGCUGGGAAGCUCCAGGAACCCACAUUUAAGAAAACAGAGACAGAAAAUGGAAGCAAACUGGAAACCAAUGGAGACGAGUUGACUGUUGUAGUGUCUCACCCCCAUGGAUGCAGCAAACAGAUCAGCCUUGGUUUCUGUAGCUAUAUCGAUGUCAUGAAAGAUGAAUGGACCCGGUACACAUACACAACAGCAACUUGUCCUGGAUCCAGCGGGGCUCCAGUGGUUACCAUUAGCAAAAACUGGUCCUAUUAUGUCCAUAGUGGUGGAAACUCAACUAAGGAUGGUCAGCUCAAUUACAGCAGUCAUGGGAUAAACAUACUUCCACAAGAUCUGGAAUCUAGACAAAAAUUAAAAGAUCUAAACACAACAUGUGACGAAGCUAACAGGAUGCAGCAAUGA